This is a messenger RNA of Postia placenta MAD-698-R-SB12, 1569 nucleotides long. RefSeq lists its product as hypothetical. The transcript is spliced from 10 exons. NCBI's taxonomy places the organism in Eukaryota, Fungi, Basidiomycota, Agaricomycetes, Polyporales, Adustoporiaceae. The record is from RefSeq and is a predicted model, not a curated record. Gene Ontology annotation, molecular function: iron ion binding; oxidoreductase activity, acting on paired donors, with incorporation or reduction of molecular oxygen; monooxygenase activity. Bases 1 to 1569 code for a protein of 522 amino acids.
AUGAGCUCGGACCUGCUGAUAUAUGCGCUGACUGCGUCAACAGCACUUUACCUGAUUGCGCUCCUGAGGGCAAUCUCUGAUCAAAAACUGCGCGCAAUACCGACUGUAGGCGGAUCGUCUCUGCCUAUCCUAUACCACUACUCUAUCGUGCGGAAUAUAUCACGGAUUGCUUCCAUCAGUCGAGAAGGAUACAACAAGUACCGCGGCAGACUGUUCAAAUACGCAGAGCCAGCGGGCUGGCGUAUCAUAGUAACCAAUCCUCAACACAUCGAGGAAAUUGCAAGGGCGUCUGAUGAUGUUCUCUCCCUCGCCGAGUCUGUCAACGAUAUGACGCAGAUUGUCUACACCAUGGGACCGGAGAUACACCACCAUCAAUGGCACAAUGCGCUCAUACGAGGCCAGCUCACACGCAAUAUCAAUCGCUUCUUCCCGGAGAUGCACGAUGAGCUGGUCACCGCAGUGAGCGAAGAGAUAUGUGUUGAGGAUAGCUCUUGGAAGGAAGUUGGGGUGAAGGAUUCGUUCAUCAAAGUAGUCUGCAGGACCAGCAAUCGCGUUUUUGUUGGUUUACCAAUGUGCAGGAACGCGGAUUACUGCGACCUCAACGAAAGGUUCACUAUGGACGUAGUCAAGGGGGCGUUGGUCCUCAAACUCUUCCCUGCGCUUCUUAGACCCCUCAUAGCACGCUUCUGCACCAAUGUACCUACAAACAUCGACGAGGGUAUAGUCCACCUUGGACCCGCUAUACUCGAGCGUUUGGGCAAGCACGGUGAAUUAGGAGACAAGUGGACAGAUAGACCUAACGACAUGCUGCAGUGGCUCAUUGACAAUGCGCCGCCCCAUGAACGAUCAGUUCGUCCCCUCGUGUUGCGCAUCUUGUCUGUCAACUUCGCAGCUGUCCAUACGACUACCACGGCAAGUCAAAACCGUCCCAUUUCAAGCCCGCUUGCUGAUUGUUCUGUUUGGGUUCGCUCUUGGACCUUGGCAUUGCAGAUUCUUACACAAAUCAUGUAUCACUUGGCGGCGUACGUGGAUCCGCUCAGAGCAGAAGUCGAGGCAGUCAUUCAAGAGGAAGGCUGGACAAAGUCAGCCAUCGACAAGAUGUACAAGAUCGACAGCUUCGUGAGGGAGGUCCUGCGGAUGUCGACAUCCAGUUCCUCUGUAAAUCGCAAGGCCCUCAAGGACUUCGUGCUGUCUGAUGGGACAGUGAUUCCCGCUGGAAGCAAUGUCGGCGCAGGCUCGUACCUCCGACACUUCGACGACGCCAUUUACGAAGAUGCCAGUGUUUUUAAUCCGUGGCGUUUUUGCCUCAAGCGCAGCGAGGAUCAGUCGGGCACGAAGGGCCUGAUAGUCAACUUGGGUCCAGAUUUCCUCCCAUUUGGGCACGGGAAGCAUGGAUGUCCUGGUCGGUUCUUCGCGGCAGUGGAGAUGAAGGCGAUUUUAGCCCAUGUUGUGGUGACAUAUGAUGUGAAGAUGAAGGAGGAUGGCGCACUACCGUCUUCUAGGUGGAUCUUCACGGCGCUGAUCCCUGACCAGAAGGCCAAGGUCUUGUUUCGGAGACGUCAAAGCUAG